AUCCUUCCGACUUUGCUGUUCAAAAAAAAAAAUAGAAAUAAAACAACUCCUAAGUUUAGUUGCAAAAAUGAAACCUGAUCAUAUUGCUUUCCUCUUUUCUAAUCUUGUUAUAUUUCUGAUUUUUGCCACCAAUUCUGCUUUUGGUGGUGGUAACGAGACGGAUUAUCAGGCGUUGUUGAAGUUCAAGUCGACGAUCAGGAAUGAAGAAGCUCUAAGCUCAUGGAACUCUUCCUUUGAUUUCUGUGAUUGGAGUGGUGUUUCAUGUGGGAAGCAGAAUAAAAAAGUCACUGCUCUAUGGUUGGAGUCGCAAGGGCUAGAAGGCUCGUUGUCUCCUUAUAUAGGGAACCUCAGCUUCCUUCGUUUGUUUUCUCUAAAAAACAAUAGUUUUCAAGGAUCGAUCCCUCAUGAACUGGGUCGUCUAUCAAGGCUACGAGGCCUUGAUCUUGGCUUUAACAAAUUCGAUGGAUUCAUUCCAAGUAACUUGUCCCGUUGUUCUAACAUUGAAAAGCUCGCACUUCAUGAUAACAAGCUAGUUGGAAGCAUACCCAAAGAGAUCAGUUUUCUCUCCAAACUUGCUUUUAUUAGCCUUCAUCAUAAUAAUUUAACAGGUGGAAUCCCGUCUGACUUGGGGAAUAUAACAUCAAUGAUCACGUUCUCUGCAGCCGACAAUCCAUUUGGUGGGCGAAUUCCAGCGUCCUUAGGAAAUUGGAAAAACUUAAUACAAUUCUUCUGUGGUGGUUGUAACUUGUAUGGAACAAUCCCUCAUUCCAUGUAUAACCUCUCACUCUUAACUAAUUUUUCUUUGUCUGCUAAUCAGCUUACUGGUAGUCUUCCCUCAGCCAUGGGUGAAAUGCUCCCUCACCUUGAGUUCCUUCAGUUACGAAAUAACCAACUGACUGGACCUCUUCCACCCUCGAUAUCAAACUGUUCGAAAUUAGGAAUUCUUGAAUUGAUGGACAACAAUUUUAUAGGGAAGUUGACAAUUGACUUUGCAAAACUAAGAGAUAUUUAUAAGUUACUCUUGGGUAAUAACAUCUAUGGAUUCGGAGAAGCUGAUGAUAUGAAGUUCAUUGAUACUUUAAAAAACUGCAGCAGAUUAGAGAUUUUGGAUCUUUCUAGCUGCGAGUUUCAAGGAGUGUUGCCGACAUCAAUUGGUAAUCUUUCUGAUCAACUCGCUUACUUAAAUUUAGGAGGAAAUCAUUUAUAUGGAAACCUUCCUUCAGGUAUAGCUAAUCUAAUUGGCUUGACCACAUUAUUUGUAGAUGAGAACAGUUUAACAGGAAAAAUCCCAUCGACCAUUGGUAGGCUUCAAUGGCUACAAAAUGCUGAUCUAUCUAAGAACCAAUUUUCAGGGCCAAUUCCAGAUGACAUCGGGAACUUAUCAUUGUUAACUAACCUUUGGUUACAGUCCAACAGAUUGGAAUAUAUUCCAUCAAGUAUGGGAAAUUGUCGUAAUCUAUUGGAGUUGCACCUUGAUGACAAUCAACUCGGCGGGAGAAUACCUAAACAACUUCUUCAACUUUCAUCUCUGACCAUUAUGUUAAAUCUUUCUCAAAACAACUUGUUUGGGUCACUUCCCGGAGAGGUUGGCGACCUCAAGAUGUUGACUUCUCUAGAUUUGUCAAAUAAUAAUUUGUCAGGUAACAUUCCUAGUAGCAUUGGUGGUUGCACUAGCCUUGUAUUUUUAUCCCUCAAAGGUAACUUAUUUCAAGGCAAAAUACCAUCGUCAAUUAGUUCCAUGAGAGGAGUUUCGACACUCGAUCUUUCACAUAAUAAUUUAUCUGGCCAAAUUCCUGAAUUCUCAGAACGAUUCUCAUUUGAAUAUGUAAACCUAUCCUUUAACAAUUUUGAGGGUAAAGUACCUGUGAUAGGAGUGUUUGCAAAUGGAAGUUCAUUCUCUGUUUUGGGGAAUAGUAGGCUUUGCGGUGGCCUGGCUGAACUUGGGCUACCCAAAUGCAAGGAGAUGGAAAAACAUAAAAAAAGGCUUCCUUUAUUUGUAAUAGUCAUUCUUACUACAUCCAUCAUUUUCACUGUAUUGUGUUUAGUGUAUGCUUUGUGUAAGAAAAGGAAGGGCCAAGCGUAUCCAGCAUCGAGGGACGAACAAUUCUUGAAAGUAUCAUAUGGUCAACUUCUCAAGGCUACCAAUGGAUUCUGCGAAGCCAAUUUGAUCGGCGAGGGUGGGUUCAGCUCUGUUUACAAAGGAAUCCUUGAUGAUCAUGAUGAUAUAAUUGUUGCAGUGAAAGUUCUACAUCUUCAAAACCGAGGUGCUCACAAAAGCUUUAUAGCAGAGUGUGAAGUGUGGCGGAGUAUUCGACACCGGAAUCUGGUUAAGAUAAUAACUUCAUGUUCAAGUGUUGACUACCAUGGAAAUGACUUCGAAGCUUUGGUAUACGAGUUCAUGCCCAAUGGGAGUUUACAUGAUUGGUUGCACUCAAGUGCAAGUAAUUCCAGACUCAGCCUUCUUCAAAGAAUAAAUAUCCUUCUUGAUGUCGCAUGUGCACUUGAUUAUCUUCACAAUCACUGUCUACCAGCCAUCAUUCACUGUGACCUGAAGCCAAGCAACAUUCUGUUGGAUGAUGAUAUGGUGGCCCAUGUUGGAGACUUUGGCUUAGCACAAUUUCAUGGAACAAAUUCAAACAAAAACAGUACAAGUGGCAUUAAAGGAACAAUUGGAUAUGCACCUCCAGGCAAAUUAAGUUCACGUAUUCCUACAUGCCAAUAUUUACUGCAGUAUAUUACCUUUUUCUAAAGUACUUUCUUACAAUUAAUUUGCAGAGUAUGGUGUCGGGAGUGAGAUGACAAGUAGUGGGGAUGUCUACAGUUUUGGAAUACUAUUGUUGGAGGUGAUAACUGGGAAGAGGCCUACAGACGGCAUCUUUAACAAAGGCCUUAGCCUUCAUAAGUUUGCACACAUGGGCAUGCCAGACCACGUAAACGAUGUUAUUGAUGAUGAACUUCUGAAUUUUCUUCAAGAGGAUGCUAUUGCUACACAAUCUACGUUAGCAUAUUCAAAGAAAGUAGAGAAAUGUAUGGCUUUAACUGUCAAGAUCGGAGUAUCAUGCUCCCUGGAUUCCCCACCACAACGGAUGCACAUCAAAAAUGUUGUUCAUGAAUUGCAGCAUAUUUUGGAAAUGCUUCAAAAUAUCUAACAUGCCAUCUUCUCUCCUGUUACUUAUGUGAAUAGAAAUAAAGGACUCUUUCUUAGUUAAUUUGUUCAUAGGCACGGUGUAACUGCCAUCGCAACAUAUGACAUGUCAUCUUCUCUCCUGUUACUUAUGCCAUUACAAACAUUGGUCGUAUUUGUUUUUAUUAGAUCUACACAUUUGGUUGCCUUAUUGGGUGUAAAUGCGAUCAAUGUUUUA
Lactuca sativa (garden lettuce) is the source of this 3362-nucleotide messenger RNA. NCBI's taxonomy places the organism in Eukaryota, Viridiplantae, Streptophyta, Magnoliopsida, Asterales, Asteraceae. The record is from RefSeq and is a predicted model, not a curated record.